UUUGUGAUUGGUCCGGCGGCUUCUGGGAUCUGUCAUGUGUCCCAGGUACCGCCUUACCAUUCACAAAAAGCACCGCUUCUUGCGCAUGCGCACUUGGCACACGGCUGUCAAGCGCCCACACUACAGAAGCCGGGAAGACAGCGCGCCGCUGGAUAGAGGAACAGGUAAGGUCAAAGAACAACUCCGCGGAAGUAAGAGAGCGGGUACCUGUCAAAUUCAGGUACCCGCUCCCCAAAGGUCAGCAGUCAGCUCCAUAAGGUCCGCAGUCUCUUGGUGGUCCCCUGCACUGUGUCCGCAGUCUCUG
This is a messenger RNA of Staurois parvus, 304 nucleotides long. NCBI's taxonomy places the organism in Eukaryota, Metazoa, Chordata, Amphibia, Anura, Ranidae. The record is from the annotation of a GenBank genome assembly.